AUGGUGUUGAUAAUUGCUGUAAAAAUAACUUUAAAUAUUCUGUGUGUGAUAGUUAACCUUGGAUGCUACACAUCAGUGAUGGCAUUGCAAUUUAUACAUAAUUGUUGCAGUCGGCUCGAGGAGAACUAUAAGGAAGCGGAGGAAGUGCCGGAGUUGGAGCUCCAGAAGGCAAUACAGCUGAUGUCGAGGUUAAAUAAGCUGGGAGUGUAUAACUCGCAGCUUUUCGCAUUCGUGGCAAGACACGUAAACAGGUUAAACGACAGGCUGCUGUCGGAUUUCGCAAGCAUAUCGCAGAAGUACGGCCUGAGAACGAAGCACAUUUUGGAUGUGUGCUACAAGGAGAGUCUUAACAGGAUCGAUGACGUGGACCUGGACCUAUCCCUGAAUCUUCUGAGGAGCUUCAGCUUCUUCUCGUACGAGUACAGAGAAAUAUACCUCAAAAGCGCGGGUAAAAUCUUGGAGAACGUGAACUCGCUGUCGAACGAGGACGCGCUGCUGAUGCUGAACGUGGCGAAGACGCUGAACAGCUACCCAGAGAUGAUUAGAAUGAGGGACGAAAUCCUGACUAGAAUCGAGGAGAACAUACUCGUGAUGCCGAACGCGCACCUGAUUAAAUGUGUUGGAGAGUUAUACAGAGGAUUGCGCUCAAGAAGGGCGAAAACGUUUGUCUCAAGUGUUUUGGAUAAGAUUGAAGAGGACGACCUGAAGAACCUAACAAUAAACAGCUUGGUAAACCUGAUGCACACAAUCAAUCACUUUAAGACUAAGCUGACGUAUCUGACAGAUAUAUUGAGGAUACUGGGAUCGAGAAUCAACGAAGUGGUUUCAAAUAGGAACCUGGGCCUGUGGGUAGACGUAUUCACAGUAACACUGGAAUGCGGAUGGCUGUCGUUGCCAUUUAUGCAGGCAGCGAUCAAGAAUAUAAUACUGGAGCCGCAGGUGCUGUGUAGAGUGUCAACGUAUCAACUGGUGAAAGUGUUGCAAACAUUUUAUAAGCUGCGCGUAUACCAUGAAGAGUCAUAUAAGGCUCUUAUCGAUGCCAUUGAAAAUGGGUUCGAUACACUACUGCCGAAGUUAAACAUGGUUUCGGAGACGAUAUUGGCCGCAGCAGACGGGAAUCUGGAAAGAAAUGAAUUGUUUACCAAGAGUUUCGAUUUUAUAACAAAGCGAGUGGAGGAUCUCGACCUUAUAAACUCCGGAGAUGACUUGUUGACAGUGAUGAGCAGCAAUUACAUAUGGCCGAGAAACAUAAUAACGAGUGCCUGGAGUUUCGCAGUGAUGGAUUUCCACAAGAAAGAAGAAUUUAGAGCACUUAUGGAGUUGCUUUUGCAUCCAAAGCUCCGCAACGAAGAUGUGGAUUUGAAUUUAAUACUGAUGUGUCUGGAGAUCGCAGAGGCGUGCUUGGUGGACGGAGUGCACAUGGACCUGGCACAGGAAGUGUCGGAAACAUACGGAGAUAAGAUGCGAUUUAAGGAAAUAAACAGAGAAGAGCCGGAGGAGUUGGAAAACCUGAAGGACAAUAGACUUAGUUUCUCAGAGUCACAAAACAUGCACUUCCACAAGGGAAGAGCGAGAGCAACGAGGCACAUCCAGAACAUACUGGACGUAUUGAACAAAAAGGACGUGCUGCUGAGAGUGGCGCCGCAUUACAACUCGCCGUACAUAGUCGACGUGUGCUUUUCGAAGGAGAAUAAGAAGGGAAUUGUGCUGUUCAGCGGAAGGGAGCUCCUGAGAAACCACUUCGACGGCAAGUGGACGAACAACGACACGGGCUCUACGAAGUUGAAGCUUAAGAUACUGAACAAGCAGAACUGGCACGUGGUGGCUCUCAGCUGCAGCGAGUGGUCGCACCUGGCCUCUGGAGUGGAGAGGAAGGAGUACGUAAAGAGCCUGAUGGACCGCUUAAACGUUUCGUACUGA
This is a messenger RNA of Theileria orientalis strain Shintoku, 1920 nucleotides long. RefSeq lists its product as uncharacterized. The record is from RefSeq and is a predicted model, not a curated record. The transcript has 8 exons. NCBI's taxonomy places the organism in Eukaryota, Apicomplexa, Aconoidasida, Piroplasmida, Theileriidae. The coding region runs from base 1 to 1920 and encodes 639 amino acids.